CAAUUUAGCGUGCGCUAAUGGGCCGGCGCCUUUGUGCGGCCCGCGCCGUCAUUGGCCGCGGAGUGUGGGAACGGCCGCGGCACCCGGGCCCCAGGCGCCAGCCCGCCGCCCGCGCCUAUAUAGGGGCCGGGAUCCGCGCCAGCCCGGGACGCGCCAGCUCCGCUCCCUGCCGCCUUGCCACCUCGCCUCUCCCCGCGCCAGGCAUGGCUCCCAGCACCGUGGCCGUGGAGCUGCUCAGCCCCAAAGAGAAAAACCGACUGCGGAAACCGGUGGUGGAGAAGAUGCGCCGCGACCGCAUCAACAGCAGCAUCGAGCAGUUGAAGCUGCUGCUGGAGCAGGAGUUCGCGCGCCACCAGCCCAACUCCAAGCUGGAGAAGGCCGACAUCCUGGAGAUGGCCGUCAGUUACCUGAAACACAGCAAAGCCUUCGCCGCCGCCGCCGCCGGCCCCAAGAGCUUGCACCAGGACUACAGCGAAGGCUACUCGUGGUGCCUGCAGGAGGCCGUGCAGUUCCUGACGCUGCACGCGGCCAGCGACACGCAGAUGAAGCUGCUGUACCAUUUCCAGCGACCCCCGGCCGCAACCGCUGCGCCCUCCAAGGAGCCCAAGGCGCCCAGCCCGGCGCCUGCGCCUGCCCCGGCCAAGGCCGCCACUGCCGCCGCUGCGCGGCAACCCGCCUGUGGCCUCUGGCGGCCUUGGUGACCAGCGAGACCCGCAGGUGGCCGCCCAGCCCCGAGGACAAGAGGGCCGGGGUGUUCCUCUGGCAGGGGAAGAGCCUUCCCAUCGGCUGUACAGCCUCAGGCUUGGAUGCACCCCUUCUCCGGAAGGCUCUCUCUCUCCAGGCUGGCCGGCCAGCAGGAUAGUCAUUCUCAGAGAAUGCGUGCAGAGUCCUUGUC
This is a messenger RNA of Bubalus bubalis (water buffalo), 895 nucleotides long. It is a transcript of the gene HES5, whose product is annotated as hes family bHLH transcription factor 5. Lineage: Eukaryota; Metazoa; Chordata; Mammalia; Artiodactyla; Bovidae. The transcript has 3 exons. The record is from RefSeq and is a predicted model, not a curated record. Gene Ontology annotation, biological process: regulation of neurogenesis; regulation of transcription by RNA polymerase II; anterior/posterior pattern specification. Gene Ontology annotation, molecular function: DNA-binding transcription factor activity, RNA polymerase II-specific; protein dimerization activity; RNA polymerase II cis-regulatory region sequence-specific DNA binding. Gene Ontology annotation, cellular component: nucleus. Bases 18 to 701 code for a protein of 227 amino acids.